GCACACUAAAACCCGUUUAAAAUUUCUAACAGAGAUAAUUGCACUGUGUAAUCCAACUGAGUAUAACUUUCGACCUAUCCUGGAAAUUAUGAGGGCGUCCCCCAAGAAUCAUGUAUACCAGGAAGGUGGAUGGGGCUGGAUCGUUGUAUUUGCGGCCUGUUUAUCAGAAUUUGUCGUCGCUGGAAGCUUGAAGGCUUUCGGUGUUCUCAUCACGGGCAUGAAGGAUGACUUCGAUACGGGACUGUGGAUCAUCGGCUCUAUUAAUUCCCUACACCUGGGAGUGCAGUUCAUUCUGACACCCGUGGCCUCGGUUGUAGCUCGGAAAGUCGGAGGGCGCCCUGUCAUCUCCUUUGGCGGUUUUCUCUUUGGACUUGGCGUGGUUCUGUCGGCUUUAACGCAUAAUAUCGCCUUCUUAGCUGUAACUAUCAUAGCAAUUGCAGGUUCGGGUGCAGGAUGCAUUUUGGAGAUAGUGCGUGCAGAGUUUGCCCUGUACUUCCACGAGAAGUACGACUUGGCCAUCUUCGUGUCUCUCCUCGGGGCUCCAAUUGGCUUUUUGCUGUAUGGACCAGCCACACAGAUCCUUUUGGACACCUACGGCUGGCGAGGUGCAAUGGUUAUACUUGGUGGCUUUGGUUUCCAUCUUAUCUGCGCUGGUAUGUUGGUGAGAAGACCUACGGGAAUAUACAAAGCUAUCCCUAUUCAAGACCUAUCAACUGAGGACCAAACCACUGAUCAAAACGAGUACCAGACCUGGGAGCAAAGCGAAGAUCAGAUGUCGAAGCAUUGCGAGCACCAGAUUUCGAAGCAAGGUGAGGACCAGAUCUUGAAGCAAAGCCAGGACCAGAUCUCAAACCACAGCGAGGACCAGCUCUCGAAGAAAAGCGAAGACCAGACCUCAGAGCAAAGCGAGGACCAGCUCUCGAAGCGAAGCGCUCAAGGUCCUGAUCCUGUGAAGUGGCGUGAUUCUGUCGUCUCAGCCCUCGGUCUUGAGAUAUUCAUAAAUUUUGACUUUGUGCUGCUGGCAGCCAUCAGAAUGUUCUACAGCAUUUCAUUUGGCGGGAUCUUGGUGUAUAUGGUACCCAACGGUCUGUCUGCAGGGCUUACGAACGGUCAGGCGUCUUUCCUAAGUACGGCCUUUGGCCUUGGUAGCAUGGCAGGGCCUGCUUUAGCGUUUUUUGUGUUGAAAAGAAAGUUGGCAUCGUGUCAAGUGACUGCGAUCAUCGCAGCUGCUGUUAGUGCUGUGGGACUUGCAUUGGAUCCUUUCAUCCCUUCCUUCGCUGGGCAGAUGGUCAAUACGUUCUUCGUAGCAGCUGGUAUAGCCGCUGUUAUUCAGGUGGUAUGUGUGCUGACGAGAUAUCUGCCUUUCACAGUCGAUAAGUUCGUCAUCGUCUUGGGUUGGUUGGGCUUCCUGGGUGGCUUGGCCACUUCCGUGGGUGACACUCUGGCAGGCUUGCUUUAUGACGUCACAGAGAGCUUCUACGGGACCUUUUUCUUGUAUAGCGCCGCUAUGGUAGCCACUGGAUUACUUUUUCUGUUGGACCUUUGCCGCGCUCGUUACCGCGAGUGGUCAAAGGAAAGUCGUGCAUUAUAG
Molecule: messenger RNA, 1591 nt
Organism: Patiria miniata (bat star)
Lineage: Eukaryota; Metazoa; Echinodermata; Asteroidea; Valvatida; Asterinidae
Product: monocarboxylate transporter 9-like
Exons: 4
Coding region: 89-1591 (500 amino acids)
Biological process (GO): transmembrane transport; monocarboxylic acid transport
Molecular function (GO): monocarboxylic acid transmembrane transporter activity
Source: RefSeq, a predicted model, not a curated record